Molecule: messenger RNA, 813 nt
Organism: Penaeus chinensis
Lineage: Eukaryota; Metazoa; Arthropoda; Malacostraca; Decapoda; Penaeidae
Product: glycine-rich cell wall structural protein 1-like
Exons: 2
Coding region: 1-813 (270 amino acids)
Source: RefSeq, a predicted model, not a curated record
AUGCAUUUGGUUAACGAAAAAUUCUACCUGAGUAUCCUCGGACUGGGAGCCUUGGCCUCCCUCGCUCUCAGCGACAAGCUGCCGGUUUCAUACAGCGGUCCCACUGGAGGAGGAGCUGUGUCUCUGGUGCCCGGAGGACCCGUUGACCUCUCGGGCGGCGGAAGCAUCGUCGCGGCUGGCGGUGGCGUCGUCGGCAUCCUGGACGGCCCAGGCUUUGGAGGAGCUGGCGCUGGAGCAGGAAGCUUCGGAGGUGCCGGAGGCUUCGGAGGUGCUGGCACAGGAGCUGGAGGCUUCGGAGGUGCCGGCGUAGGAGCUGGAGGCUUCGGAGGUGCCGGCGUAGGAGCUGGAGGUUUCGGAGGUGCCGGCGUAGGAGCUGGAGGCUUCGGAGGUGCCGGUGCCGGCGUAGGAGCCGGAGGCUUCGGAGGUCCCGGCGUAGGAGCUGGAGGCUUCGGAGGUCCCGGCGUAGGAGCUGGAGGCUUCGGAGGUCCCGGCGCAGGAGAUAGCGGUUUUGGAGGAGCUGGCGCAGGAGACGGAUUUAACGGAGGAGACUCCGGCAGCAUCGGCGCCACGUCCGGAGGCGGCCCCCAGGGCAGCGUGAUCCACGGCCUCCGCCCCAACGAGGUGGUGCACUCCGUGUCGCACGCCAACCUGGUCCAGACGUCCUUCGACCUGGGUAGCGACGACCACUCCCCCGGCGUGCCCGGAGGCCCCGUCAUCCUCGGCGGAGGCUCCGGCGCAGGGCUCCUGGUAUCCGACGGCGUCCCCGUGGCGCUCGGAACUGGCCACCGAAGGACUCCUUACGGAAACAAGUGA